AUGUCUUUCGGUAAAAUAAUUGUCACGGUGGGAAUGAUCACGUUAUUCCAUGCUGCCUACUCAGCUGCGCAGCACAGAUCCUACCUGAGAAUGACCGAACAGGAAUUCACUAAUCUACCAAUGGACAUUUUAAUCCAGACCCUGUUUGCUCUUGUACUGACAUGUUGUGGGGUCUGCAAAGUUGUCGGGUCAUUCAGGGAGAUCAGGGCAGUGGCAGAUUUAGAAAAUAGGACAUGGGACUCGAUGAAUUCGAGGACUUCUUUUUAUGUUUUUAAUCACAGGGGGAAGAAAUUGUUUUCUGAAGAGUGA
Helobdella robusta is the source of this 309-nucleotide messenger RNA. RefSeq lists its product as hypothetical. The record is from RefSeq and is a predicted model, not a curated record. The transcript has a single exon. The coding region runs from base 1 to 309 and encodes 102 amino acids. Lineage: Eukaryota; Metazoa; Annelida; Clitellata; Rhynchobdellida; Glossiphoniidae. Gene Ontology annotation, cellular component: plasma membrane; early endosome; EMC complex.